This is a messenger RNA of Octopus sinensis (East Asian common octopus), 2408 nucleotides long. Its product is annotated as deoxynucleoside triphosphate triphosphohydrolase SAMHD1-like. Bases 351 to 2075 code for a protein of 574 amino acids. Lineage: Eukaryota; Metazoa; Mollusca; Cephalopoda; Octopoda; Octopodidae. The transcript is spliced from 2 exons. Gene Ontology annotation, cellular component: nucleus. The record is from RefSeq and is a predicted model, not a curated record. Gene Ontology annotation, biological process: dGTP catabolic process. Gene Ontology annotation, molecular function: dGTPase activity.
AUGUUAUUGCUAGUGAUGUUGAAGAUGUAAAGUGAAAGUUGUGUUAUAAGGAAGUGGGUGUAGUCGUCAGCUGAUUUUUCAUAAAACAACAUAGUUCAUUUCGUGUUCUUUCUACCAACCACGCAGACACUUACUGAUCGCUUAUAUUAUUUGAAACACCAGAUAUUUCAUGCCAAUGCGACUGAGAUCAUUUCAAAUCAUAUGUUAGAAAUAUUCAACUGGACAUAUUUGGAUAAUUUAUAUUUCUACUCCACAUUACGAAACUAACAAACACAACAGCAACGAAACGACCACCAGCAACAUAAACGACAAAGUGAAUGUAAGUUAGAUAUAUUCUUAACAAUUUUAUAAUGGCUAACGGAAACGAUACACGUCCGGAUCAGGUUUUUCAGGACGCUAUUCAUGGAUCCAUGCAAUUUUCACCACUCUGUGUUAAAAUUAUUAAUACAGUACAAUUUCAGAGAUUACGUAAUAUCAAACAACUAGGUUUGUGUUAUUACGUUUAUCCAUCAGCUUCACAUAAUAGAUUUGAGCAUUGUCUGGGAACAUGUCAUCUAGCUGGGAAAAUGAUUCGCCAUCUUAAGCAGCAAGAUUCCGGUCUGGAAAUAUCUGAUCGAGAUAUACUGUGUGUUGAAAUCGCUGGUUUGUGUCAUGAUUUAGGACAUGCGCCUUUUUCUCAUGCCUUUCAAGAAAUUAUCAACGAGUAUCGCAAGGAAAAUGGAGGUAAAAAGUGGGAACAUGAAGAUGUAUCAUGUGAAAUGUUAGAGCAUCUUUUUGAAAUGAACCAACAUUUUGAAGGAGAACUUAAGCCUGGUGAAAUUGGUUUCAUAAAAGAUCUCAUUACUGGUAAACCAGAAAAAUCUGACAAAAAAAAAUUUUUUUACCAAAUCGUCAACAAUGCAGACUAUAACAUCGACGUUGAUAAAUGGGAUUACCUGGCCAGAGAUUCCCAUUUUCUUGGCAUUGGAACAUCCUUUGAUCACGAAAGAAUGAUGAAAAUGUCCAAAGUAAUAGGUGGUGAAAUAUGCUACAGAGACAAAACGCUUAAAAAUUUCUAUGAUAUGUUUUAUUCACGAUAUCGACUACAUAACACGGCUUACCAACACAAAACUGUUCUCCUGCUUAAUAAACUACUUGGCGAUGUUUUGAAAUCCGCACAUAAAAAACUGAAAAUUUUCGAUAGGGUCAAAAAAAUGGAGGAAUUUACUUAUUUUACAGAUAGUAUUUUGGAGGAGAUAUUAAAUAGUAAGGGCAAUCAAGAUCUCAAAGACGCCCUGAAGGAUAUAAUCAAACGGUCUUUUAAAUACAAAGGGACCGUCACAGACAAAAUCAAGGGCACAUUCACGGGCACAGUAACGGGCAUAUUCGAACUCGGAGAUACGGAGGGAAAUAUCUUGUACCCAAUUGAGGGUACAGGAGAUGACGUUGCAGUCCUGAAAAAGAUGAAGGUCACUAUCAAUGAUAAAACCUUGGACACACCGGAGAGCAAAAUGCAGAGAGAUAUCACCGAAGAGCAAAAUGCAGAGAUAUAUGCUAAAAUCUUGUACACCUCGGAGAGCGAAAUGCAGGGCAAUAUCCAGGGCAGAAUCAAUGGUACAAUCUCGGAGACAUCGGGAAUAAAAAAGAUCGAGGGCAAAAUCAAUGUUAAAAUAUUGAGCACAUCGGAGAGCAAAAUGCUGAGCAAUAUCGAGGGCAAAAUCAAUGGUAAAAUAUUGGGCACAUCGGAGAGCAAAAUGCAGAGCAAUAUCGAGGGCACAAUCAAGGGUAAAAUAUUGGGCACAUCGGAGAGCAAAAUGCAGAGCAAUAUCGAGGGCACAAUCAAGGGUACCAUCCAAACAAUAAUAAACAGCAGAGACCAAGGAUCAGACCCGGAUAUAGUCAAGACGACAGACGUGAUCUGCACAGCCCAUUUUGACUAUGGAGCUAAAGAAAAUAACCCACUAUUGAAAAUACCAUUCUAUACAAGAAAUGAAAGGAAAUAUACGUACGAUAACCAUGAAGAACUGGAAAAUAUGCUUUUUCUGCCAGAGAAAUUUGAAAUGAAAACCAGUCAUUGUUUUGAAAUAACAAAAUAAUUAAGGAAAACAAAAGAAAAAACAACGAAGACAACAUUCAAGAGAAAAAUCAAUAACAAAAAAUCAGAUUGAUUAUAACCAAUGAAAGAAAACAAAACCAUGGACGCAGAUUGAGAUAAGUAAUGAAACUUGAUAAAACUUUAAUAUUAUAAAAAUACAUUGAAACUAUUGAAAGAUUGAUAGGUCAAAAAUACUAAAUGGACAAUAUUCUCUAUCUAAAUUAAAAGAACUUUUUGAUGGGAAAUUUUUACUUUUAAGAAACUCUCAACAUUUUUGAAAAAAAAUAAACAUAUAUUUCCUUACUUCUAAAUUGAAUCCUCCCAUUGAGUCACG